AUGGUUGAAUCCAGUGUCAGGGAAAUGGUGAUAGACAUAGAAAGAUUGAUAGAAAACCUGGAGCCGCCCAUGUCAGGCGAUUGUUGCAUCUACAGGGUUCCACAUAACCUCCGCAAAGUGAUGACCGAGGACGCCUACACUCCAUAUGCAGUUUCCAUCGGCCCUCUUCACCAUGGGAGAAAAGAACUGGAACCAAUGGAAAAGCAGAAGCUCAGAUAUCUGGGGGAAUUCAAAACCCAUAUCCGCUUAGACUUUGAUCAUGCUGUUUGGAUUAUAAAGGGCAUGGAACGCAGCGUCCGCAACUAUUACUCAGAAAAAAUUCUGAUCAACAGUGACGAAUUUGUAAAAAUGAUUCUCACUGAUGCUGCUUUCAUCAUCAUCCACUUAGUUAAGAGCCAUUCCAAAGCCAAUCAACACGAUGAAUUUCCAUAUAGAAAUUCCUGUUUGAUGUCUAGCAUUUGCCAGGACCUCAUGCUGCUUGAAAAUCAGCUUCCAUUAUUUGUCCUGGAGAAGCUGUCAUUUCAUCUGACAUCGGAUUUAACGCAAUGGUCACCGCUGAAAUCUAAACUUCUGUAUAGCGCAUCAGAACUGUGCGGGGCUGGAGUGACAAUCAAGGCUAGAUCCAGAGAUUUUUUGCUUGGUUGCGAGUUCCAUUCUAAUGAUGCAGCACUUGAAAUCGCACCAUUAGAAUUGAAUAACCUUACUACAUGCCUGCUUCAAAACUUAAUGGCCUUGGAGCUGUGUCAUUACCCAGGUAAGACAUACAUUUGUGACUACAUCUCACUGAUGGGUUAUUUGAUGGAGGCGAGCAAAGAUGUCGAACUACUGGUUCAAAAGGAGAUUCUUGACAAUGGCUUGGGCGACAGCAAUGAAGUUGCUACUUUUGUUAAGAAACUUGGAACACAUAUUACUGUGGAUCCUCGUUACAAGUGCUAUAAUAAUCUUUUUACCAGCUUAAACAGACACUGCUAG
Messenger RNA from Mangifera indica (mango), 972 nucleotides. RefSeq lists its product as uncharacterized. The transcript has 2 exons. The coding region runs from base 1 to 972 and encodes 323 amino acids. The record is from RefSeq and is a predicted model, not a curated record. NCBI's taxonomy places the organism in Eukaryota, Viridiplantae, Streptophyta, Magnoliopsida, Sapindales, Anacardiaceae.